AUGAUUACGGGGCAUGGUUGUUUCAACGACUUUUUGCACAGAAUCGGCAAAGCACGUAGCAAGGAUUGCUCGUUUUGCGAGGCCCCAUGUGACAGUAACCUACACACCUUGGGCGGCUGUCAGGCAUGGGAAAGAGAAAGGCAAGUACUCGUAAGCGCCAUCGGCGGGGACAUGUCGCUGGGCGCGGUCGUGGCGGCUAUUCUAAAAUCGCGUGAAAAUUGGAUUGCGUUUGGUAAGUUCUGUGAGCACGUUAUGCUGCGCAAGGAGGAGGCGGAAUGGGAGAGACAGGCGGAGGCACACGGUGCGGAGUUUGGGUGGCGUAUUCGGAGGAGGAGGAUGAGUGACAUACAGCCAUAA
This is a messenger RNA of Wasmannia auropunctata (little fire ant), 357 nucleotides long. RefSeq lists its product as uncharacterized. The transcript has a single exon. Bases 1 to 357 code for a protein of 118 amino acids. The record is from RefSeq and is a predicted model, not a curated record. NCBI's taxonomy places the organism in Eukaryota, Metazoa, Arthropoda, Insecta, Hymenoptera, Formicidae.